CUCAGACCACACCCUUUAAAAGUUGUUUAACGUCCUUGUGUAACGUUACUUAACAUCAUCUAAACAGUUAAACGGUUUGCGGUGUGUCUUUGAAAACACAUUAAUUGGAUAUUUUAGGUUUACAAUGGCAUCUAGUUACAGAAAAUCAAGUGCAACCGCAAACCAGCGGAAGAAAGCGAGUCCCAAAUCAGACUUGUCAGAGGAGCAGAAGCAGGAGAUCAGAGAGGCGUUUGAUCUGUUUGACACCGAUGGUUCAGGAACUAUUGAUGUUAAAGAGCUGAAGGUGGCUAUGAGAGCUCUUGGGUUUGAGCCAAAGAAAGAGGAAAUCAAGAAAAUGAUUGCUGACAUUGAUAAAGAAGGCUCAGGCACUAUCGACUUCACUGACUUUCUCUCCAUGAUGACACAAAAAAUGAGUGAGAAAGACUCAAAGGAAGAAAUCCUAAAAGCCUUCAGAUUGUUUGAUGAUGAUGGAACAGGCAAAAUUUCAUUUAAAAAUCUCAAACGAGUAGCAAAGGAGCUUGGAGAAAACCUGACAGAUGAGGAAUUGCAGGAAAUGAUCGAUGAGGCAGACAGAGACGGAGACGGGGAAAUCAACGAACAGGAGUUCUUACGAAUAAUGAAGAAGACCAACCUGUACUGAAUUCAGUUCAGUUUUUUACCUUCUUGCAUGUAUUGUUUUCUUGUUUUGAUCAUCUUUUGGUUUAUCGUCCUUAUUAAAUUCAACAUAUUUUUAUGAAUUUGGUAGUAAAUAAUUUAAACUUGAUUUCUUUGUAACAGUUUUGUACAGUAAUUGAAUAUAUAAACAUUUUCUACAAAA
Molecule: messenger RNA, 817 nt
Organism: Trichomycterus rosablanca
Lineage: Eukaryota; Metazoa; Chordata; Actinopteri; Siluriformes; Trichomycteridae
Gene: cetn4
Product: centrin 4
Exons: 5
Coding region: 125-640 (171 amino acids)
Biological process (GO): mitotic cell cycle; centriole replication
Cellular component (GO): centriole; centrosome
Molecular function (GO): calcium ion binding
Source: RefSeq, a predicted model, not a curated record